UGUGUGUGUGUGUGUGUGUGUUUGUGAGCAGUGAAAGGAGAGAUAACCCUUUCGCGUUUCACUGUAACAAAACAAAAACCAUGCUGUUCCGUGCCGCAGCUUGUUGCCUGCUUCUCCGCGUCACCUCUGCUCAACCUCAGCUGCUUUUUCCUCUGUGCGCGCAGUGACAGGCGCGUUAUUUUGGACGAUGCUUAUUGCGGCGUUUAAAAAAAGACUCAUGACAGAAUAACAACACAGGGCAGUGCAUCGCUGUCGGCAACACACAAGCCCAUCACUGUUUAUCUGUUUGAUCUGGAUGUGGAUCGCUGUGCGUGCGCGCGCACGCACGGGUUAACCGGGACACUUUGGAAGAAUUGGGUGAAAAUGCACCUGCCGUGAGACGAGGACCAACCGGAGCACAUGGAAAUCGCUUCCCUCGUAAAGUCGAAUCUGGAUAUUUUAUUACUUGUUUUUUUUCCCCCCACAGCCAUGGACUAUACACCGUUUUUAAUCCGCUGCUUUUUUAAUAUUUACUCAUCGCGGGGCUUCACUCCCUCCAGAGUAUGAGGAGGAUGACAGCUGAUCGCCCCUCCUCACACGGGACUCCAUCUGAAUCCGCCGCCGAGUCUCAGUUUCAGCUGUUCAACAAUAGAAGAGAGCGCUGCUGAGAACUGAGCGCGCGCGCGACAGAGAACUGUGACAUUUGGUUGAUUGCCAUCGUAACCUCUCCCUGAUCUGCCUGCCACGCGUGUCACAUUUCACAUAACGCCCCUUUAAUUUGAUUUGCCCUCAUUUGGGAAAGAUUAAAUCACCCGCGUGCUCUGCUGGAUCAUUUGUGCAGGAGCUGCUGCAGUCAGGAGAUGUCCGAUCCUUUCUCGUCAUCAUGCUGUUUGAUACUUUGAUCAGCAGAUAGAAUCAUCAGCGUCAGCGCAGAGAGAUACUGGAGCUACAGGGGGAUUUAUGUAGAUUAUCGCUUGACUGCUAUUUUGUUCCCCGGGUCACACUCUUAACUGAACUUAGCGGCUUUGGAUCGGCAGCCUUUUCCCUGCUGCUGCUGCUGCUGCCGCCGCCGCCUGGAACACUCCUGCUCCCUUGACAAGCCCCGCUAUUCAUAAAUGGAAGGAGCAUUCAUGAGCAAUGACCGCCACAGAAGUGUCCGGUCUCAGAAGUGAGGAGACGACGGGUCCAGUGCUGCUGUCACACGGUGUGGAUCAGGCACAAUGAGACGCGCUUAGUUCGUGUCUCUCCGUGGUUUUACGCACGCGCUGCCCGGCAUGUCGACGCUGUGACUGCAGCUUUGAGUAGGAAAACAAAACACAGCUUCGCCCCGAUCGAGCACUUCUAACGAGCACCCGUUUUGCCAGACUACCGGGGUGACUACCGGAGGAUGUUUGAGCGAGGAUGCUGCGCUUCCCCGUGAAGAAGAUCCGGAAGCAGUUCAAGCUCCUGCUGCUGCUGGUUCUGCUCACCUCCGCCGUGUGGUUCACCUACCUGCACAUCAACCAAGGCAAGACCAUCAAACUCCACUUCAACUACGGAAAAGAUGGAGAGAGACAGACGGAGGGGACGGACGCCAGCCGCAAGAGGGACACGCGGUCUUCAGCCGGCCACCACAAGAGCGAGGACACCAGCGAUAGUAGGGAGGAUGAGGCAGCAGAUGAUGAGCCAAUCACAGGAAGAGCCAUUGGCAGAGGCCAUACUCACAUCCGAAAGUUCCUCAGCCAGCGCCACAAGAAAUUGCCAUGGAAACCAGAGUAUAAGGGCAAGGCCAACCUGCAUGUGUUUGAGGACUGGUGUGGCUCCUCAAUAGCCCAACUCAGAAAGAACCUGCACUUCCCCCUCUACCCUCAAACCAGAACCACCAUCAAGAAGCUUGCAGUGGCUCCAAAGUGGAAGAACUACGGCCUGAGAAUAUUUGGCUUCCUUCACCCUUACAGAGACGGUGACUUCCAGUUCUCCGUAUCGUCUGAUGAUAACUCUGAGCUCUGGCUGAGUCUUGAUGAAAACCCUCUCAAUGCGAGACUCCUGGUCUAUGUAGGACAGCUGGGUACGGAGUGGACGGCUCCAGGCGAGUUCAGCAAGUUCAGGUCUCAGUCCUCUAAGUCUGUGCACCUGAUAUCAUCCAGACGAUACUACUUUGAGAUCCUCCACAAACAGGAUGACAAGGGCUCAGAUCAUGUGGAGGUUGGGUGGCGUCCAUUCCUUCCUGGUUUGAAAUAUGAGGUGAUAGAUUCAGCCUACAUUUCCCUGUACACAGAUGAAUCCACCCUGAAGAUGAACAGUGUGGAUCAUAUCCCUCAGACCUUGGCCAGUCACAUCCGUCUCCCAGAGGAGUCCCAGCCCCAGGGCCUGGAAGAGAACAGCAACAUGCAGCAUGGAGCGGAUAUGCUGAAGCCAGACCCAAGGGAUACUUUCUACAGCACUCCUAUGAUUGACCCCUCCCACCUGGAAAAUGUUCUGCCAGCUUGUCUCUACUCCCCAACCUAUGUCGUCAAAGAUUUCCCCAUCGCCAGAUACCAGGGCCUGCAGUUUGUUUAUUUGUCCUUUGUGUACCCCAAUGACUUCACACGUCUCACCCACAUGGAGCGAGAGAACAAGUGUUUCUACAGAGAGUCUCCGAUCUACUUGGAGAAGUUUGGUUUCUACAAAUAUAUGAAAAUGGAUGAGGAGGAAGAUGACAGACCGUUCGUCUUCCCAAACCCAUCUGAUUUCCUGGAAGAGGAGGAAGUGGUGGAUGUUGAGGAUGAGGUCGAGAUCGUUGGCACAGUGUCGCCCAAGAAGCCCUCUCGCCCCAGCCAGAUCAGCCACACCUCCAACCCCUCCCAUCAUCACUCAAAGUCUGGGCCCACACCAGCAAGCAGGGAAGGGGAGGGAGAGGAGGGCGCGGUCAACAGCAUCACACUCCGCAGAGAGAGGAGACACUUUUUUCACAGGGAUGGACAGAUUAUUGGCAGGGAUCUGGACAGAGACUGGGGACGGGAUCAUACCAGGGAAUCUCUGAGACAGGACCCCAGGAAGAGACUCGACAAAACCCAACCCAGGCUGCUUGAGUCUUAUACCGACACUGUGGUCCAGGGUCGCUCCCUGUCCUGGAUCCGUACUGAUCCUGUAGAGCAGGGACUUGGCCAGAAAGAAGGAGGAACAGAUGGUGUAGGUGGAGGAGGAGGAGGAGGAGAGAAAGGCGCUGUGACUCUGCCUAAACUGAGCAAGUCUUCUCUCCUUUUCACCCAAAAGUCCUCCCUCUCUGCACUUACCAGCCGUGCCAAGCAGAUCAUCAGCAACUCCGCCCACAGCAACAACCCUUACGACAACAGCAACCGGCCUGCUGGAAACAAGAAGGACGAGAACAAGAUCUACAUCACUAGGCCUCGGCCUGCCAAGCAGAGGGAGAGAGAGAGGGAAAGAGAGAGGGAACAGCGUCGGGAGAGGAGGGAGGAAAGGUUGUAUCGACAUCCUAGAGAGGUGUUUCCAGGCGUCUUUUUGUACCAAACUGGGAAGACCACAAGGCUGGUCAACUUGGGUGCCAAAGGGCACACUUUAGGAAAGGCAACAGCAGGUAAAAACCCUGUUAGUGUCUCUCAUCUCUGGCCCUACCCCCCAACAAAAGAUGGGAAAACAUCUCAUAAUGGAAGCAUCAAAAUGACAACAAGGAGCAAGGAGCUUCAGGAUUUAAAGAGCGCCGCCACAGCUGAUCUAUCCAGUAAAGAAACAUUAUCCCAUCACCAUACCACCGCUGCAGUUGCCAUGACAUUGAACUCCACGGAAAACGCACCCCACGGUGAGUCAAGAGUCACUUCUUACCUCAGGCUCUCCGAGAUCACAGAGUCCCAGCAGCAACCAGAUCCAGACCCAAACCCAGUAGAACCUGACCAGGAUACAAAUCACUCAAAUCCUGAGCCAGAACCAGAAGAGGGUGAGAUGUCAGACUAUAGCUAUGAAGAAGCUGAGGCACGGCCAGGCUGGGCAGAGGAGAGCAUCAAUUGGCAGAGAACCUUCUCUGUCAAUCCAAUGGACUUUGAGCUGCUGCGAUCGGACUGGAACGACCUGCACUGCAAUGUGUCUGGCAACCUCCAGCUGGCAGAGAGUGAGGUGGUGGAUGUUCUGGCUCAGUAUAUGGAGAAACUCAAUGAACGCAAUGGAGGAAUCUACACCCUGCUGAGAAUCAUCAAUGUCGAGAAGCGGCGUGACUCCGCGCGAGGGAACCGUUACCUGGUGGAGCUGGAGCUAAUGGAGAGAGGCCGCAGCGUUGUACGUCUGUCGGAAUACAUUUACCUGCUGCUCCACCGCGGCAGGCAGGGGGAUGAAAGUCUGGAGAACACAGACUCUGCGCCAGCCUCAGCACCAGCCUCUGCCCCCUCCACUGAUACGUCCAGCCUCACUACCCCACCGCACCCGCCCUCCACCAAGUCGCCCGUCCGGCCCGGAGUAACGCCAUGGAGCACGGCCUUUGCUAAGCCUCUGCUCUGUCAACCUGUCAUGCUGCAGUGGAGGAGGGAUGUGAUGGUGCACUUUGUGGUGCCAGUGAAAAAUCAGGCUCGGUGGGUUCAGCAAUUUAUUUCCGACAUGGAAAAUCUUCAUCGCCAGACCAAGGACAACAAUUUCAGCAUCAUCAUUGUCGACUUUGAGAGCGAAGACAUGGACGUGGAGCAGGCGCUCAGAGAGAGCAGUGUGCCGAGAUAUGAGUAUCUUAGGAGAGAGGGGAACUUUGAGCGCUCAGCGGGACUGCAGAUGGGAGUGGACACUAUCGAGGAUAAUCACAGCAUCGUGUUCCUGUGUGACCUGCACAUCCAUUUCCCUCACAAUUUCUUGGAAAGCAUCAGGAAGCACUGCGUCGAGGGACGCCUCGCUUUUGCUCCCAUCGUCAUGAGACUCGGCUGUGGCAGUUCACCGCAGGAGCCUGAUGGUUAUUGGGAGGUGAAUGGCUUUGGUCUGUUUGGAAUCUACAAGUCAGACUUUGACAAGAUUGGAGGGAUGAACACAGAGGAAUACAAAGAUCGUUGGGGUGGAGAGGACUGGGAGCUGCUGGACAGGGUGCUGCAGAACGGUUUGGAGGUAGAGAGACUUCGUCUAAGGAACUUCUUUCACUACUUCCACUCCAAACGAGGCAUGUGGAACGCUCAAAACAAAAAAACUCCUAAGGGAUAGUGCUCCCUGCUGUUCGGAGGAUCCCAAAACCUACCUGCAGAUUCACUGUGUGUGAGAGAGACCUUGGGUAGCUCGCUCACUGCCUGAUCUCUGCCUUUUUUUGAAACCAGGCUCUUUUCAUUGAUGCCUCUGUUUCGCCAUCGGCCCCUCUUUUUAUGCUUGUUUGCUGUACGAGGAAGUAAACAGAGUCUGAAUUUGAACUUGAGCUGUACUACGCAGACACACCUGAGUCGUCACUUUGCCUACUACUGUACAGAGAGAGGACAGUUAUUCUUGUUCUCCUUCUCUCUGCCCUUUUUUUGGUGCAAUGUUUUCAGACGGACUGGAAACAGCUGUUUUGGAGCGUGCGUGUGUAUACUGUACGAAUGUGUGUGUGUGGGGGGGGGGUGUUGCCGCUUUUGUGUGCUUGUGAUGACAGGAAGCAGCUUUUUUUUUCUAGCAAGGAGAUGGGAAGACAACCUAAGAUCUGUGUUUCUAACACGCCCUCACGCGGGCGCUCAAAUGAAUGUGUGUUAACGUGUUAUUCGGAUAGAUUCAGACACGGCGGCGUAGCUCAAAUAAGGGGAACUAUGACAGGACGUCUGAAUACAUCUACUACUACUACCUGUUGAAUAUCGUUUAACCAGAAUGACCAAGGUGCUGACAUUUUCCUGAUAUAAAGAAACAAAGAGAGUUUUAAAAUCAUAUAUAUAUAUAUAUACAGUAUAUAUAUAAAAAGAAACUUUUUUAAACAGACACAGACAGAUUCAUCACCUUCUGUAUCUCUUUUGUUGUUACUUCAUCUUCCAUCUCAUGCUAAUCAGUGCAUCUCAUCACACUGCUGAUUUGUAAUAGCAGUAUUAACCCAGAUCGAUGGUAGCUAUUGGUUAUGAGUUGAUUAAUUUGUUAUUAACUAAAGUUUGUUUAAGUUUUAUUUAUUUAAACGGGAUUUUCAUUUGUAUGUUUGGUUUACAUGUUUAAACUCUACCUAUGGUAUCCUCCAUUCCUUCCAGAUCGCUAACCUCACUGACAACUGGAACAUAAAACUGUAACAGGGGGAUAACUAAGGACAUUUGAUUUAAAGUCGUCUCGCUGUGCAAUUUCUGAGCUGGGUGUUAUGUUAUAAAAUACUGGACUUUGGGGGAAUUAAAACACUCACAGAACGGGAAUUGACUUCACAAAACACUGACGCUCUUCUUUUGAGCUUCGAUUAAGCUCCAGCAUAAGGGAGACCAGCUCAUGCACUGGACACGAUGUGGCAAGGCAUGGCUGUUUCACAAAUGUGUGCCUUUUAUCAGGGUUUGCAGGCAGUUUUUUUUUAAUCAUUAUUAUAAUUAUUAUUAUCAUCAAUGACUAUAUGACAGAGGACAGGGACAGAUAAAUAGUACAACUUUAUUUAUCAACGGGACUGUAAUGUCACUGUAAAUUAAGAUUUACACUGUAAGUGAAGGAAAUAUGGUUAUCUUAAAUGGGGAUACAGGUGUUGGGUCUUUUUGUUAUCACAUAAACUUAGACGGGAGAGGGCGUGGUUAUUGUGAGCCCAUUGUUCUCAUUGAUGAAAUCGACAGAGUUGGUUUAAAUGACUACUGAGUGGAAAGGCGGUGUGAUGGAGACUCAGUGGCAGCUGCUGUUGAGCAGGUCGUCUCCUGCUCCCAUUACUUUGGCUGGAAGCCGAGCUCCUAAUGCCUCUGUUUAUACAACAUGGUACUUACAUUGGCAGGGAGAGGCUGGAGGGCCCACGACUGGACAAAUAUUUGGAUGAGAGCCAGUGAUCCCUUAUUGACUACAUGAUUGUCCAAAAGUAAGAAACAAAGCCCUCAAAGAUUCUUGUCCCUCUGCAGGAAAAGGGUCAAUACUGUAGGUUGUUAAACGUUGACAUGGGAUUAUUUAAAGAGGGGGAAAAACAAACAAAAAACAACAUUAAAUAUAAGACUAUACAUAUAUAUAUGUGUAUAUAUAUGUGUGUAUAUACAUAUAUAUGUAUAUAUAUAUAUAUAUAUAUAUAUAUAUAUAUAUAUAAAUAUAUAAAAGAAACAUAAAAAUAAAAAAUAGGAAUAUACAUUCCAAGGUAAUUUCUGU
Messenger RNA from Solea solea (common sole), 7182 nucleotides. It is a transcript of the gene b4galnt4a, whose product is annotated as beta-1,4-N-acetyl-galactosaminyl transferase 4a. Gene Ontology annotation, molecular function: acetylgalactosaminyltransferase activity. Lineage: Eukaryota; Metazoa; Chordata; Actinopteri; Pleuronectiformes; Soleidae. Bases 1381 to 5124 code for a protein of 1247 amino acids. Gene Ontology annotation, cellular component: Golgi cisterna membrane. The transcript is spliced from 20 exons. The record is from RefSeq and is a predicted model, not a curated record.